Molecule: messenger RNA, 2762 nt
Organism: Papaver somniferum (opium poppy)
Lineage: Eukaryota; Viridiplantae; Streptophyta; Magnoliopsida; Ranunculales; Papaveraceae
Product: probable pectin methyltransferase QUA2
Exons: 9
Coding region: 391-2442 (683 amino acids)
Cellular component (GO): cytoplasm
Molecular function (GO): methyltransferase activity
Source: RefSeq, a predicted model, not a curated record
GGUUUUUUUAGUUCAAUAAAAUCACAAGUGGUAGAUUUAAUAAUUUGUAUAUUAACUAUCUGAUUAAAUUAAAAUGAGUGAUUAUUGAUUUGAUUAAUUAAAUACUCCAAUUAUUCGAUCGAAGUUACAGUUGAAAAAUUUACAGUCAAUCUCUCUCUCUUCUUAUUCUUCUUCUUCUCUAGUUAAUAUUGUUCAUCUCCUCGGAUCUCUAGUUAUUACGCCCUUUAAAUUCACUCUUCUUUUAUUAUUUCAUUUCAUGGGUUUCACAUUCAAUACUUAAAAAUCGCCCCCAUUAGAAAUUGAAGUUGAGCAGUGAAAGAGUUGAUGAAGCAGUAGUCAAUUCAGUGGCGUGGGUUAUCAUCUUCUUUAUGAUCUUUACAAGUUUGGAGAAUGUCUCGACCGCUUCAACGAGGUCAUUCUUCUUGGAAUUCUCUUAGUAAAGAAGACGUAAAGGAUAAAGAAGACGACGAUAGAACACGUUCACCUCGGGAUCAUACGAGUUUAUUCUUGCGUUAUCUUACUAGUUUAUUUUUCCUAGACAAUUCUAAUUCUUCGAAAGUUGAUAACGGAUUUGGAUCAGACACAUUCACUAUGGGAGGUUCUAAAAAUCGUCAAAACAUUAUAAUGGUGUUUCUUAGAUUCAGCUUAGUUUUAAUUGUACUGGUUGCAGUUUUUGGGUCUCUUUGGUGGGCAAUUUCCAUCUCUACUACAUCGAGAGGUGUUAUCUUUAAGGGUUACAGGAGGCUUCAGGAGCAUCUCGUUUCUGAUCUUAUUGACAUUGGAGAGAUCUCUUUAGGUCCAUCAAGGUUAAAGGAGUUGGAAUUCUGUUCCGAGGAGUCUGAGAACUACGUUCCUUGUUUUAACGUUUCCGAGAAUCUAGUUUCGGGUUAUUCUGAUGGUGGUGAAUUUGGCCGUUUUUGUGGAGUUCAAUUUAAACAGAAUUGUUUGGUUCUUCCUCCACUGAAUUACAGAAUACCUCUCAGGUGGCCUACUGGAAGAGAUGUAAUCUGGGUUGCAAAUGUUAAAAUUACUGCGCAAGAGGUUCUUUCCUCCGGAAGCUUGACCAAGAGGAUGAUGAUGUUGGAGGAAGAUCAAAUAUCCUUCUGCUCAGACUCGCUUAUGUUUGAUGGGGUUGAAGAUUACUCACAUCAAAUUGCUGAAAUGAUUGGAUUGAGAAAUGAAUCUUAUUUGAUCCAGGCUGGGGUUAGAACUGUUCUGGAUAUAGGGUGUGGUUACGGUAGCUUUGGAGCGCAUCUCUUUUCAAAGCAACUGAUAACUAUGUGUGUUGCCAACUACGAGGCUUCAGGUAGUCAAGUUCAGCUAACUCUAGAAAGAGGUCUUCCUGCAAUGAUCGGUUCUUUCGCUUCGAAGCAAUUGCCAUAUCCAUCUCUUUCUUUUGAUAUGUUACAUUGCGCGAGAUGUGGGGUUGAUUGGGAUGAGAAAGAUGGCAUAUUACUAGUUGAGGCCGAUAGAGUUUUAAGGCCAGGCGGAUACUUCGUAUGGACUUCCCCAAUCACAAGUUCGCAGGGUUCACAUCAUAGCAAAGAGAAUCAGAGAAAGUGGACAUUUGUUCGCAGCCUUGCAGAAAAUCUUUGCUGGGAGAUGUUGUCACAACAAGAUGAAACCGUUGUGUGGAAGAAGACGAGUAAAAGAGAUUGUUAUGCUUCACGGAAACCUGGUUCUGGACCAUCUAUCUGCAGUAAGGGACAUGAUGUCGAGACUCCGUAUUAUCUACCUCUCCAGCCUUGCAUUGGAGCAACACUGAGCCAACGAUGGAUUCCUAUAGAAAUGCGAACUACCUGGCCUUCUAGGGCUAAAUUGACCUCCACUGAACUCGAUAUUUAUGGUGUGCAUUCAGAUGAUUUUAUUGAGGAUGGCUUGAACUGGAAUUUAGCAAUAUCUAAUUAUUGGUCCCUGCUCUCCCCACUUAUAUUCUCAGACCAUCCAAAGAGACCGGGUGACGAGGACCCAACCCCUCCCUUUAAUAUGCUUAGGAAUGUGCUAGAUAUGAAUGCACGAUAUGGUGGGUUUAACUCAGCCUUGCUGGAAGCAGAAAAAACUGUGUGGGUCAUGAAUGUGGUCCCUAAAACCACCUCUAACCACCUUCCGCUAAUCCUUGAUAGAGGCUUCAUCGGUGUAUUACAUGAUUGGUGUGAGCCAUUUCCGUCAUAUCCAAGAACUUACGAUAUGGUCCAUGCUGAAGGAUUGUUAUCGCUUCAUUCCAACCACUUACAUAGGUGCCCCAUGCUUGACUUAUUCAUCGAGAUAGAUCGGCUACUUCGACCAGAGGGUUGGGUGCUAUUCCGUGACAAAGCUUCUCUCAUAGGAACAGCAAGAACUCUUGUGACAAGCUUGAGAUGGGAGGCACGGGUGGUAGAAAUCGAGAGUAAUAGUGAUGAGAGACUGCUUGUCUGCCAAAAACCUUUCUUCAAGAGAGACUAAAUGAAGUAAAUACACAUUCCAAAGUGAGAAAAAAGAGGUACAUAAAGAACUAUUCAUUUAUUUUCAUAAAGUGAGAGCCGUGAACCAGCGGAGCCCCGGAAGACAGUAAGGUUGUCCAUAAUACUUAUAUGUAAUUACAGGAACAAAAUUCAGGUAAGGGAAUUGAGGGAUCAAAAGGAUUUUGAGUUUUCCCUGUUACAUCUCUCCAUUUGUAACAACAUAAAUCAAGAUUGUAUUUCAAAUCAAAUUAUUCAUAAAGUAUAGUAGGAAAAAAUAAAUGAUCCCUUUUAUAUAAGAUAAAGAUAAUACAAUUGCAUCGU